ACUGCUUCUCUCCCCCCUCCCUUAAUUUUCCUCGUGCUCUGUCCCAUCCCUUAGAAGCUGAAUAGCAGGACCUCUGAUGAGAUCCCUCUCCGUCCACCUUUGUCUAUGACUAAGCAGUAAGGGCUUCAGUGCAUUUUAAUGUCACCUCAUCACAACGCUGCUAGUGUGUGUGUCAGCACUCGCUCGCAGAUCUGACGCGGUUCGGAUCAAACGGGAGACAUGUUGCCCGAGGCAUCCAGCCCGACUCCCUGCCGCAACACAUGACCUGGCAAUUGAUGAGAAAAUGUACACAAGCAACGUGGUUACGUAAGGGGUAAGGGUCUGCUGCAGCUCCACAGUGCCGGUGUUUGUGCAGCUGUGCGGUGUGUGUACUGCAGCAGCAGGUAAGGCAGAGGAGGCAACCUGCCGCCUCCUCCUCCUCCUCCUCCUCGCCCGCCUGCGUUUGGAGGAGGAGGAGGAGGAGAUAAACAAGACUAUUCUAACCUCUAACGUGGAUAACAUACUUGUUUAUUUUGGAUGUUUGCUCAUGUACAUUUAAAAACGUGGCCUGAUGCGUAUCAGUCAGCGUGUUGACACAGCUUACUACUACACACACAGACUUUGUAGUGCUCUGUUGCUAUAAAAGGCACACCUUGGAUAAUUGUUUCAGGCCACAACCAUCUCUAAGUUUAUUGGUCUGUGUUACUAGGACAGCACAGUGAUGAGGGGGGUUCAGAGACAAUGAGACUGGGCAUGUUUUUACAAUGUUGGAUUAGAUAUGUGCAAAUACAGUAAAUGAUUGCUGUGACUUAUCAGCUGUCACUGUGUAUUUAUCCCCUAAAAUGAGGUAUAAAGCCGUGGAGAACUAUAAACACGUAGCAGACAAUUGUAUUCCUCUUAUAUCUGUGAACGCAGAGCUUUUGUUUGUUUUCCCACAACAUCAUUGUUUGCAGUGCGCCAAAAAUAGAGUGAAACGUGUGCUUAUCCACAUGCAAAAGAAACAAAAGGAAUUGGCAAGACAAACCAGUUUUGAUCCUAUUUUUAGAAGUAAACUUGCUCAAAAGAUUGUUUAGUGCUGUUUUGUUAUUAGAUGUUUUCCUUCCCAGUCAUCUAAAAUAGAAGCAGCCGUGUUAUCCUCUGUGCUCCACUGUGCUCUCUCUGUAUCUGUAGCUGGCUGCCAUCAGCGCAGGACAAAUGACACUGUGUUGGAACAAGGUAAGAUCAAGUCGUUAUGGGAUGAUUGAAUGAGACUGAAGGGACUAAACACUGUGUGCUCAUAGAUACGGAUGGCUGCUCUUCUUCUUGGAUGGCUUUGAGUCCCGGCAGGCAAUCUUUUUUUUUUUUUUUUUACUUUAACUUUAACAGUCUAAAGUAGCUAGAAGAUUUGAGAGUUUUUAAACGUACAUUUUUGGAAAGCUUUUGAAGAGUUGAAUUUUUGUUUUGUACUUUCUGCGGUUGUGUUGCUCUUUUUUCCCUCUCACAUUUGACCUUUAUUUGACUUUGAUCUCAUCUGUGAAAAGAGCAGCAGAACAUGAUGAACACAUGCCAGUGCAUGGGAGUUAAAACUUGUGUCAGUGUUAGUUUGGACUGUCAUUAGUGGCCUGGCUCACAGCUUUCUCAGUGGUCCAGUGGACUGUCCAGUCCAGUUGUUAACAAGGACAGAGUGUCUCAGCAGAGUCCUUUCUUUCCCCCAACAGCAAUUCAGCUGAAACCAAAGCCCCGAUGAGGGGGAGGGGAAAGUUAAAGAGUCGGGAGAGUUCAGCCUAGUUUUACGGCUUCAGCCUUCACUUCCCAGCUCUUCAACAGUGAUCGAUGGGCUUAAACAUGCUCUGCAGACAGGCGGUGGGUGCGUUAGCUCAUUUUGUUGUGUCCUCCUCCCCCAUGAUUUACUUGGCCAGGGAAGUUCGCUCAGCUUUGAAAGAAGUAAACUCUCUCUCUCUCUUUCUCUCUCUGAGGAAAAGCUGUUGAAGGGGCUGAUUUGAAACCGAAUGCACUUAUGAAUGCACUUUUCCUUCAUUUUCCAUGUGGGAUCACUGCUUAGCAGAAAGUGAAAUAUUCAACCCCCUCAUUCAGACCAAACUGUAAAUUAUUUUGUUCCUGAAUUAGGCAGCUACUGCUUUUCCUGUGGAAAAUACUCUUUCUAUUUUUAGUAUUAUAAGGCCUCAUAAAUGAGUUGUAUUUCUUCCGUGGUUGAGAGAUGUUGCUGUCUUGGGUUAAUACGCUGGCUGCAGCUGAAGGAUGCCAGGAAUAACCCAGCUGGGUCGCACUGACCUCUCGAAACUGGGCAGUGCUCCAGGUCUCAAUUAAGUGAUGCUCUCUCUUUCCAGAAAAGGCAAUAAUAUUUAAAUGGGGCUAUAGCGUUUUCCUCCCUGAACGGUGCAGUGGCACUGUACCAAAGAGUUUUGUGGACCUUCAAAGAGAACAAACACGUAUGCAAUGCUAUGUGUUUGUUCUUCAGGAGGAGUGUGAUGACUGGACUGUAUUUUUAUUAAAUAAGGAAGUUCACACUCAGCUGGAAUCUUUUAGAAGGAAUCUUAAGGAGGGAAACUGUUGACUUCUUUGCAAUCAACUUUCCCACACCCUUCACCAUCUGCAUCAAUGAACAUUCAUAACAGCCUCCCAUACUGAGACAUGACCUAAUACUUGUUUUCACAUGAUUGCUCAAUUCAUCAGAUAGUGCUGAUUAAACCUAUUAUUUUUCAACCUCUUUUUCUUGCUCCCUGAGACCGGGGCAGGUGGUAAGAUCCACACUGCAGAGCAUCUCUUACUAAUAACACCAUUAAGGUUGUACUGCCUCAAGCUUGUAUCAGUGUAUCAGUCUGACAGGAAAGAAAAUGAAAAAAGUCUUGUACCCCAAUACCUCAGGUGCGUGCUACAGCUACACAGCUACACACAGAAGAUAAGAUCACAUCCUGCAUUUCCUGGAAAAAAAAACUGUGUUGAUUUCUUAGAGAAAAGACAAACUGAACUGGCAGCGUGUCAAAAUUACAUUUCAGUAACAUUUUACCUUUUUUGGGGAGAAGAAUCCUGAUAGUUAGCAUUAGUAUAGCAAUAACUAGCAUGACUGCAGAGAGCAGUCUUGCGGAUUGAUGCAGAAAGGCCACAGCAGUGACCACAGAGCAGAAUGCAGAUUACAGCUUUACGUAAAGUCAGAAACACCCUGAAUAGGCCUUUUUCACAGCAGACAUUUUGGCUUGUUAGGAAAAGAAGAGGCAUAACAUUAAAGAUGGCUCUAUUCUAUAUGUCCCAGUAAGCCAUGGCAGUGUGACAGCCAGCCAGCAUGCUCAGAACAAUACCAGGACAGGAUUGAAACCAAAGUGUCUAAUUCAUCAUCGUUGAUUUUGCCUCUGAGAUGCAUCGCAAAGAUGCAAAAAAAAUUAGGCAUGUAUAUUUCUAGAGAAUAUUAGAAUAAACCCUCUGGAGAGCAUAGGAGAGAUGCAGUGAAAUACAGUUUUCAGCCCUAUGUGUGUGUGGGGGUGUGUGUGUGUGAGUGAGUGUGUGUUUGUGUGCCUGUGUGGUGUCGGUCUGGUUUGAGGGGGCGUGAGGCAGUUAGCCUUGCGGCAGGGUCUGUGUUGAUGGAGAGAGAAAGGGGCCUGCAGGAUCCUGUGUGUCAGCAGCCUGCAUUGCCUGGCGGAAGUGCAUCACUGGCAGAUGUCCAAAAGCCCCCUUCAUCCUCCCCCUUUAACUCCCCCUUUCCCUUCCUGGCCUGUCUUCCUCUUUUGUCUCUGAGCACAGAGGCCCUUUAAGACAGCCACUGGAAAACACAUAUGGAGCCGUUGUAAUCAAGGCCACUGUUCUUCCUUUACGCUUUUCCAUUUCACAAGUACAACAAUGGUGUUGUUGGUGUGAAAUCAACACUUUGCACUGUAGGUGUCUUGCUCUUGCAUCAUGACUGCUUGCAUUGUUGAAGUGUGUACUUCUGCUGCCUUUCAUGUGGUUAUGACAAGGGAUGUUUAUUUACAUGCUCCAAGACCAUAUGCAGAUAUAGCCUGGUUUUGAUUGGACCAAAGCAGUGCCAUUUACUGGAUCUUGAAGUGGGAGGAGCUAGCAGUCUUGUAAUGAAGUUGUCAUGGAGGAGCUUCGCUUCUCUCUUAGCUCACAGAGGGAUAUCAGCACAGGAAAUUCGUUGUGAGGGAGUAAACACCUGCUGCCCCCCCCCCUCCUUCAGCCUCCAACAUGCACACAAACCACAUACAACCACAUGCUUGCUGAAGCACAGUUCAGGCAUGGAAGAAACGCUGGUUCAUACUCCGCAGUGGCCGCAUGAGUGGUGACCCUGAUGUUCUGGAGUACUACAAGAACGACCACUCCAAGAAACCCAUCCGGGUCAUCGACCUACACUGCUGUGAGCAGGUGGACGCUGGCCUGACCUUCAAGAGGAAGGAGUUCCAGGACAGCUUUGUGUUUGACAUCAAGACCUCAGAUCGCACCUUUUAUCUUGUAGCUGAGACUGAGGAAGAGAUGAACAAGUGGGUCCGCUCCAUCUGCCAGCUGUGUGGGUUCAACCAGUCAGACGACAACCACGAUGGCAGGUUACACCAUAUGCCCCGUUCUGUUGGAGCAGAUGUCACCGUCUCCAUGGCUCCUCUGACUGGAGAACGCAAGUCCUCUGCCCCCAUACACUCCAGCCAGCCAGUCCUCUUCACCUUCGAUGAGCCUGUGCGCCACACUCACCAUAGCUCCCUGUCUAACAGUGCACCCCAGGACUACCUCCUCCUCCACCAGUGCAUGAGCAGGAAGACAGAGAGUGCACGGAGUGCCAGUUUCUCCCAGGCCACACGAAGCAAUCUGUUUGUGGGGAGCGACUCUGCAGUGCAGAAACUCUCCCACGGCUUUUCCCACUGUCUGAAUGGCAUGGGUGCCCAGUUGCACGGCUUCUACAGCCUGCCCAAGCCAGGAAAACACCAGCUACCGGCGCAUGAUGACUCCCCCCAGGAGGCCUGUUACGUGCUUCCACGGGGUUAUAGCUCUGAGGCACCAUCUCACAGCAGUCUGCUAGGUGAACCUGAGCUGGAGAAUGAAGAAGUUUACACCUUCAAAACGCCGUGCAACGCCCUCGCCACCAUGCAGAGCAACGGGCGUCCAACUGACAAUUAUGACCUUCCUACACCACCUGGCUCCUUCUACCAGAUCCCACGGACGUUUGAUAAAAAUCACAAUGCCUUGACACCGUCAAGCUCUGAGUCCUCCUGUGCUCCUCCUCCCAGGCCCCCUAAACCUGGCCACGGGUCAGAGGGGCAGUGGGGGAGUCCCCAGUCAGUAGAGAGCCAAAACGGAGAGAUGACGUCUGCAGUGUCCGUGAUCCCACGCAGGAAUACUCUCCCUGCUGUGGAGAACAUCAGGCUGCACAGAGGCUCCUCCUUUGAAACUAACAGCCAUCACCGUCCCAUCCAUUUUAACAACUCAGGUCAGUCUGUGGAGUCUGUCAAUGAUGGCUUCAGCUCCUACCUGAGAACCAAAGCCCCUCUGACUCGCUCCGACAGCGGGAACUCCGAUGACAACUAUGUGCCCAUGAAUCCUGGCUCUUCACCGCUCAGUGCUGCCCAGGCUGACAGUCCUAAGAAUAUCUACAUCCCUAUGAGCCCUGGGCCCCAUCACUUUGAUUUCCCAGGAUUCUCUGCAACAUUACCUGCCCGUAAGGGGAGCAGCGCCUCCUUGUGUCACCGGCCCACUCGUCUCAGUGAUGUCACGCCACCACCCAUCAACCGCAACCUCAAACCUAACAGGAAAUCGAAGCCAACACCUCUUGAUUUGAAGAACAAUGGGAUCAUUGAUGAGCUGCCAUUUAAGAGCCCAGUCACCAUGUCCUGGACACGGCCCAUGCCCGCUAUGAACUCCAUGUCCUCCCAGCAUUGUCGUCCAAUUUCGACACAAAGCAUCACCAGCACCGACUCUGCAGAUAGUGAGGAGAACUAUGUGGCUAUGCAGAACCCAGCGUCUACCUCCCCAGCCGUGAGUGGCACCAGCAGCCCGGCCCCCAGGAAGUGUGGCAACGUGGACUACCUAGCACUGGACUUUCAGCCUGGGUCGCCCAGCCCACACAGAAAACCCUCUACAUCCUCUGUGACCUCUGAUGAGAAGGUGGACUAUGUGCAAGUUGACAAGGAAAAGACCCAGGCACUGCAAAGCACCAUGCAGGAGUGGACCGAUGUGCGGCAGUCUACUGAACCUGCCAAGGGGGUCAAGUCCUGACACUGAUGUGGGCAAAUAAAUGACCCAAAAAAUCAGACAAAAUUCCAAUCUUAAGUCAAGCAUCUCCAGUAUCAUGUUUCUGUCAUUACUGUAAAUACUGGUUGGGCUUGACUAAGACUGAAAUAUAUGGACAAUAAGCCAUAACCUAUCUUAUGCCUGAUGUUUUUUACUGCAGUGCACUGCUAAAAUGCAGGAUUUCAGGCCAUACAAGUGAAACACCUUGCCAAAGCUCUUCGUGCAGACUGUUACAAGAGUAUGGACAACUGAUAAAGUGUAUGAAAUAUCAGCCUCACUUAUCAAUCCAUCCCUUACAGAUUUCAAGUGUUUCAUCAAAGCUGUUCCACUGACCACCACUGCGACAGUUUUUCUUUUUUUUUUUUUUUUACAUUUAACAAUUUAACCAAUUGCUGCCAUUUAAAAGAGCAGCAGAGGCUAACUGGUCGAUUACCAUAUUAAUAUACUGUAAGAGUAUGCUUACUGAUCUCAGGAAUGCCAAGAUGCACUCCAGUUUUGGCAUGCAGGCAGACUCUCUCUUUUCACUUCAAUCUGUCAUUUGUGCUGAGUCUUGCAGAAGCAAUGAAGAGAUUAUUUUCACUGCGGGCAAUCAUUUCAGCUUAGCAGUGCAUGUCUGGUAAGAGGACGGGGGGAAAAAAUACAGCCUUACGAAUGCAGCCUGUUUCAGAAGCCCUAAUGAUAACUGUACGUGGCUGCUGCCUCAGUUUCAAUUAAGUAUGAGCCCAAAGCAUAUUUAAAAGCCUUCAGAAUGGUUGGCAGGCCAGUUAUUUCAGUGCAGGUACAAAUUCAGUAAUGUUCAGAUGUACAGAAUGAAGAAAAGGCAUACGAGAGAGCUCGUGUGUUGGUUUGACUUUGGUGGUCAGUUCACUUCAGGUAAUAUUCCAAUACAUUUCAUUGUAAAAAAUGUACUGACCAAGAAAAUUAUUUAGUCGGACAAAAUAAAACAAAGUGGGAGAUGUACUUUCCAGAUAUCCUCUUUCUAUCUUGCUCCCUCUUUCUCUCUAGAGACCAUAAAUACGAGCUAAGCAGAAGGAGAAUAACAUAUUUAUGCUUUCCGGAAUUGAACCGUUCACUGAUGUAUGUCUUUGAUAUGGCACACACUACAGCGUUGUCUCUGAAGAAUAAUUGUUUCCUGUAUGUAAAUUAUUAAUAGAAUGACAUAUUUGCAGUGCAUCUUGUUGACUGUUUGAAAUUUGAUGCGCUUGUCUGAGACAAAAAGUGCACUACAGUAAUGUGACAUUGUGCUUUGCUCGCAGGGGCAACCUGCCGCAAUGAAGAUUUGCCAGUGAUCGUAGUCACUUAAAAAUAAUUGAGGAAAGAAUGUUUUCUUAAUUUCCGAAACUCUUUUAUUUGUUAAAAUUUAAUUUCAGUUUAUACUGUAAAUGUUGCCUCGGAGAAAUUUUAUUAUUCACAAUAUUAUUCAUUUAAGAGUCAUAUUGUAUUUAGGACAACUGAAUGAACAGUUUCUAGUUCAGCUUAGGUCCAGUAUAUCAUUGUGGGCUGGAACCACUGAAGGGUCAAUCCAUAUUUGAUCUUAAUAUGAAUAGUGUGGCCAUACAGUGCUCGAUGGUAUUAUUCAUUAUUUCAUCAAGACUCACUUCUUAAUGUUUUUCUAGCCUUUUUACUGCUUUUUUGUAUUCUUUUUAUCAUUAUUUUCUACAUAAAUGUAAGCAAGUGAUAUUCACAAGGAUGGGGUCAGGCUAAAUUAAGCUGUAAAUUGUGAGUGUGUAUUUUAUUCGUUUUUUUAAUCCACAAAUUUUAGGAUCCAUACGUGAAAUUGGGAGGCUGGCAGUUUGAUUUGCACUGAUAAAACCCUUCCCAGGUGAACUGUGAUUCGCAAAGAGCGGGAGCUUGAGAGGAACGAAAAGACUGAAGAAAAGCCUGUCUACCUGUCAGUCUGAAGUGAAAUGGAUGUGUAAUUUAUUACCUGGAGAGAUCCGCUGUAAGCAGAAGAGCUGUGUAUGUGUUGUGGUAGAUUGUGAGUUGUAGUAUGUUCAAUGACAGCCUGACUGGGCAAGAUGGAAAACACUGCUCAGAUCUACUGUCAGACUGUCACUGGGUUGACGUACUGUACUAGUAGACAUCAUUUCUUAACCACUGUUAUUGCUACUACUGUAGACCAUUUGCUGAUUGCUUGUGUGUUAAUUUAUUAAUUUAUUGUGUGUUUUGCAAUUGAUAAUUGUAAAAAGGAAAACAAAAAAAACAGCCAAACAAGGAAACCCUCUCUCUACUAACACUGAUGUAUGCAAAAUCUCUUGAAUUUGUGAGGCAAUAUGACGCCAGUGUGAUGGUAAUGUGGUACAGUUCAUCAUUUGGGAUACACAAGAAUACAAGACUUUGUUAUUCCUGUAUUAUGGUAGACUUAAACUGUGGACAUAGAAUAAAUCAAGAAGUGAAAG
This is a messenger RNA of Scatophagus argus, 8585 nucleotides long. RefSeq names its product GRB2-associated binding protein 2 (gene gab2). The record is from RefSeq and is a predicted model, not a curated record. The coding region runs from base 4243 to 6171 and encodes 642 amino acids. The transcript is spliced from 10 exons. Lineage: Eukaryota; Metazoa; Chordata; Actinopteri; Scatophagidae.